GGGGGUAGUACAGUAGUACCGUGGGAUAUUGUAGCACAACGAUUGUCCAGACUGCUAGCCAUAGAGAACCACGGUCACAAUCAUUUUACACUCGCUAUGUACCGAUUCCUUCCGUACCCGCACGUCGCGAUCGCUUUACUCCUGAGUCUACCAACAAUUUUGAAGGCGCAAAAGCCUUUGGUUGAAUGCCCGAAACUGCUGUACUGGGAUUUAGCAGAAGCAAAUGUUUCUCAUAAAAUCCCAGCACUCAAAUUGAACGGUCUUAACAUGGAACGUGACGGUGACAGGCAAUGGGAACUGCACUUUCGAACCAGCCUUGGUCCCAGCACGUCAACAUAUUUCCUCGACACUGCCGAUUCUAAUAUGACCAACAUUGGGCUCUGUUCAGGAGGUUUACGCCUGAUGGAUCGUAACACGUGGCAAUUAUCAAAGGGGGUGAUAGAACGCAGCCUAAAAGACAAUGGAGACUGCAAAAUAAUGCUAGGUGAAGCCUGUACAGAGGCACUGAGGCAACACUACGAGAGAGAAGCAAGAAUGGCAUACAUGAUACAUGGAAGGUGUCUACAAUGCGAAGAAGAGCCUUGCUCUAUUGAGCCAAGUGCUACGAAUGCCGGUACACCUUGGAACGAUACGGUUCCAUACCAAUGCUCAGGCCUGGUUGAUGGACGCCAGGAGUGGGUUUCUGGUGCAGGGUCAUUAUGGAUGGAUGGUAAGUUGAUCUCGGUUUCCCCCUUGUUUCACACUGUACUAUUUUACACUGUACAUCGUGAGACUGUUGCUUACUGAGUAUGCAAAGCUGGAAAUUUCACGAGAGACCCCGAUGCUGAAGAUUGUGCCCGCCAAUAUACGUCUGAACCUUUGGAAAAGAU
Messenger RNA from Aaosphaeria arxii CBS 175.79, 869 nucleotides. RefSeq lists its product as uncharacterized. The transcript has a single exon. The coding region runs from base 97 to 786 and encodes 229 amino acids. Lineage: Eukaryota; Fungi; Ascomycota; Dothideomycetes; Pleosporales. The record is from RefSeq and is a predicted model, not a curated record.